This is a messenger RNA of Prosopis cineraria, 2922 nucleotides long. RefSeq names its product dehydration-responsive element-binding protein 2F. Gene Ontology annotation, molecular function: DNA-binding transcription factor activity; transcription cis-regulatory region binding. The transcript has a single exon. Gene Ontology annotation, cellular component: nucleus. NCBI's taxonomy places the organism in Eukaryota, Viridiplantae, Streptophyta, Magnoliopsida, Fabales, Fabaceae. Gene Ontology annotation, biological process: response to stress; positive regulation of DNA-templated transcription. The coding region runs from base 1980 to 2810 and encodes 276 amino acids. The record is from RefSeq and is a predicted model, not a curated record.
UGAUUUCGUAUUUUAUUUUUCGAACAUUAAGGAUGAAAAUCUAGAUUUCUUAAUAGUUACAAAGAAAGAGAUGCAUGAUGAAUUUAAAAAUCAUAAAAUGGAUGUGGAAAGGAAAAAGGAAAGAUUACGUUUAGUCUCACAAAAAAAAAAAAUUAUUAACAAAAGCUCUUAUAAAAUUUAUAAAAUACUUACUAAUCUUAAUUUUUAUACAUUUAUAACUUGAUACAUAUGGAGAAUUUGCAAGUUGUUGAUAAAUUUUCUUCCGAGAUUUAGGUGCAAUUUUUUUAAGGAAAAAUUAAUUUUACAUAUUAUCACAUUUUUUAAGCGUGGAUCUUUCCAAAAGAAGGAUGGAAAACUGGUAGCAAUUAACAUGACGUCUUAGCAGUUAGAGUACAAAUUCUAUUGGUGGCAUGUUGCCGACUCAACACGCCCAGCGAACUAAUUAAACAUUGACGUCUACAGUCCAGCACGACAACCUUACACGUUAUAACACUAUAGUCCAGCCACGUCACGUUAAAUUGUCUUUGUUCUUUUUUUUUUUUUUUGGUGGAAGUAUUUACUGAGAAUGUUAGCAUUAGGAGAUUCGGUCGACAAAUCGUAACGCAUGUUUAUAGAGCUAUUGGGAAACUAGAAGGUAUGAAACACAAAAAUUGGAGUUUUUUUACAGGAGAAAAAAAGUUUAGGUGAGUUGAUUUAAAGAUUUACUACAGUUAGGGCAUAUUUUUGUAUUAAAAAAUAUUUACAGAUCACUCAUCAAUAAAAUAUUUUUAUUAGCAGCGAAAUUUGAACCCAUAAUUUUAUAAGUUAUAAAUUAAAUUUUUACGAACAAGGUUAAUUAUUGUUGAUAAGAUUGGACUUUAUUCUCAGUGCAUAAGACAGUGGUUGGUACUAUAAAAUGCGCCAAUAAAAGGUAUGAUACGGUCCAUAUCUUCAGAAUUUCACUUAGCCGAACAUCUAUUUUUAUCAUCAAACGCGUGUUUUGCCUGUAUUUUAUUAAAAAUAAGUCUAUCUUUAACGCAUUUGUUACUUUGUCAUUAUAUUUUUACAGAGGCUUGUCAUUCUGAUUCUAUAGUGAUAAACUGAUAACUGAUAACACCAUCACCGCAAUGAGCAUCAUGAAACAUGGCAUAUCCAGGCUUCACGGUAAAACAAAGUAAUUCAAAAUGUCAAAACAUAGAGAGGGGAAGCAUGGGAUAUAGGUGAAGAUGGUCCCGUGAAUGAGGCUCAGAAUGACAAAGAAAACAUGUGAAAUAUGGCUCGUGAAAUCACAAAAUGUUGAGGUGCCCUUUCUUCUUUAUCAUCAUUCUUCUUUUUCCACUACUAUUUCAACUCCUAUCUUAUUUAUAGAAUCCAAGGCUGAUAUUCCCACACCUCAUUCAAUGCACUCGCUCCAUCGCUUGCAAAUACCAUUUCAAGUAUUCUACUUACCACCUCAUCAUUUAUGGCUCCUUAGUAACCCUUAAACUCACACCUACAGCAUAAUUUGAGUUUUACUUCUAACAUCAGAUAAGCAGCUCAUCCAAAUUUUCCUUCCAAGGGAGCUACCGAUUGUCACAGACUAGCCAUAAUUCGUUUCGUUGAGGUAAAAAAAAACAAGAAGAAGAAGAACAUACUUGAGAGGAAAAGGUUAUGAUAUUGUUGACUUUAUCAUUUAAGGUUAUGAUCAGACUAUGUAUAUCCAUUCUUGCAGCCAUCAAACACGUGCCGUUAGCUUGUAGUUUCAUGCAAACGAAGACCUUUUCAGACCAAAAUAAACCCUAUUAUUUAUUAAUUGAAUAUUUGAAACAUUCUGAGUCAAGGCUCACUAACGGUCACAUGAGCUUUGUUACUUCUCUUAACGUGACAACAUUUAUAAUGAACUCCUCUCCCGCUCCCUACAAAUCCGCGCCUUUCUUACUCUUCUUAGUCAGUUCUAAGUAUCUCAAGUAAUAACAGAUACCCCAUAACCUGUCCUCAUUCGGCUUUCCUCAGAAUCAGCGAUGGAUUCUUGCAGAAAGUCUCCCUUGAAGCCAUGGAAGAAAGGGCCAAGCAGAGGGAAAGGUGGCCCUCAGAAUGCCAUGUGCGAGUAUCGAGGCGUUCGUCAGAGAACAUGGGGGAAAUGGGUUGCUGAGAUUAGAGAGCCAAAGAAGAGAACCAGGCUGUGGCUUGGUUCUUUUGCCACAGCUGAAGAAGCUGCCAUAGCUUAUGAUGAAGCUGCAAGGAGACUCUAUGGUCCCGAUGCUUACCUUAAUCUUCCCCACCUUCAACCCACCUCCAGCUCCACCAUCAAAUCUCAAAAGUUCAAAUGGUUUCCUUCCAAGAAUUUCAUUUCAAUGUUCCCUUCUUGUGGAUUGCUUAAUGUUAAUGCUCAACCUAGUGUUCAUGUAAUCCACCAGAGGCUACAACAACUCAAGCAGAAUGGGGUUCUCAGUCAGGCUCCCUCUAGUUCAUGCUGUGAUCCAAAGGCUGAACUCCAGAUUAUAGGAAGCAAACAUAAUGCAGACAACCUUCCAAACGAGAAAGAUGCUAAAACAUCGUCAGAAAUUAUGAUCAGUGAUAUUCAGGACAAACCUCAAAUUGACCUCCAUGAGUUUCUCCAACAGAUGGGAGUACUGAAGGAUGAAAAACAGUCAGGAAGCUCCACCAAGUCUGAAGCUUUAUCAAAUGAUUUCAGCGAUAAUUUUGGGGAGUGCUCUGACAAGAGUGUCAACUGGGAGGAAUUAAUCGAGAUGCACGGAAUUGCAGAUAAUCAUGGAUCAGAGGCAACCCAAUUUCAAGCAUAUGACAGUAGCGACGAGCUUACUUUUACCACUUCCAUUUGGAACUUCUAAGAGAAUCGGCAGUCUUUUUUUUCCCCAAGAAAUAGAACUACUUUUCCUACUGUCUAGUGGAGUUGAAAUAUAGUGAAAUAUCAGUAGCUAGCAUUCAGUAGUCAAGUUAAUC